AUGGCUGGGAAUUCGGAUGACUUACGUAAAAUGUUGCGUACACUCUCAAUACUGGUCAUCUUCAUUCUUUCGAUUUACCUUAUCCAUUUUAUUCUGUCAAUUGUGGUAGUUGUUAUCGGAGCUGUUUUUCGUUGGCAAUGUCAAAUUCAGACAAAUAUUCCCGUGUAUCUUAUUGUUAUCGGAUCUGUAAGCAUUUUCUAUUAUGGUUUAGCUUCCGUUUUUGUAUCUAAAGUUUUGAAAGAGAAAUCUAAGGAGAAAUUCAUGGAGAAACUCAUUUCGAAAGUUUUCAUGACAAUCAUGGCUGUUGUACUCGUGUUUCAGCUUGCUUGGAACAUCACAGGUGCUGUUUGGGUGUUUGGAACGAAAACAACCGUUCAAUCUUCUGAUCUUUCUUUGUCUACGUAUUGUCACUCUAUACCCUACUAUUUUGCAUUUGCCUAUUGUAUUUUCUCGUUCAUUGUUUUAUUUCUUCCUUGCCUCGCAAGUCUCAUUUCUAUACCUUAUAUGAUGAAUGAAUAA
Adineta ricciae is the source of this 519-nucleotide messenger RNA. The record is from the annotation of a GenBank genome assembly. NCBI's taxonomy places the organism in Eukaryota, Metazoa, Rotifera, Eurotatoria, Adinetida, Adinetidae.